AAAAACAAGCCAAACGAGAAGCCAAAGCUCAGAAAGCCAAAGCUAUUCAAGAAGAACUAAUGCAAAGGUCCCAGCCUAAAAGAACUGACAAGGAUUUAAUUGACGAACAAGUUAGGAGAAUAGAGGAGGAACGGAAGCUCGAAAGAGAGCGGAUAGCCGAAGAGAACAGAAAGAAAGAGGAAAGUGAUAGGGCUAGCAUUGCCAAAGCACUGGACCAAAUUGAAAACCAACGGUUGAAAGAUCAAGAAUUGAUAGCUAAAGAAUUAGCCAGACGAGCCGAGGAACGGAGAAUACAAGAGCAGAGAGUUAUGGAGGUAAUAGAACGUGAGAGGCAGGAAGAUGAAAAAAGAGCCAAAGAAGAAGCCAUUAGGUUGGCCGAACAACGACGAAGAGACGCAGAAGUAAUUGCUAGAGAAAUGAAGAGAUUAGAGGAAGAAAGAAGAGCAAUGGAAGCCAUGGCUCUAGAACGUGAUAGGAUAGCACGGGAAGAUGAGGAAUACCAAAGUCAGAGUGUAGGCCUAGAUGAUCGGCAUUUGCAGGAGGUACCCGUUGCUAAAGAAAUAAUUGUAACUCAAACUAAGAGGAAUGUGGUUGCAGCACAGGCUGAUGGUUCAGGUGAGAGUCAAGUAAGAAACGGUUUAAACGAAGCAGAUGCUCGGAAGAUAGCGGAACAAAUCCAAAUUGCAGGUGCUAUUCAGCAGAGAAAGUUACUGGAUAAGAGCAUGGAAGAAAAGGCUCUAGAAAUGGAUCGGAAAAACAGAGAAUUGAUUAAAAAGCAAUUAGGGGAGCAAAAAUCUUUGAUCGAUAACGAAAAGAAAUUUAAACAGCAAACAGCUGAUAGUAAGAGAAUUGCAGAUGAAAUAGCAAUCGCAAACGCCAGGAAAGAGAAAGAACUAUUGAAUAAGAGUAUGGAGGAACAAGCUUUGGAAUUUGAUCGUAGGAAUAAGUUACUCCUGAGGCAAAAUCAAGAGUCAUCUCAAUAUCUUGAGGGAAAAGAAAAAUCUUCUCAACAAAAAGCAGCUGACGAUGAACGAAUCGCUGAUGAAAUGAAGAUAGCUGAAGCACGCAGGCAAAAGGAACUGCUGAACCGAAGCAUGGAAGAACAAGCUAUUGAAAAUGACCGGAAAAGACGGGAAAUCUUUCGGAAACGAGAAACUGUCGAAGACGAUAUCGAGAAAGCUAAAGCUGAUGAGAAGAUUAUUGCUGAAGCUAAGAAAGAGAGAGAAAUUUUGAAUAAGAGCAUGGAAGAACAGGCUUUGGAAAAUGAUCGAAAGAGAAGAGAAACGUCAAAUAAAACCUCUCAAGGUUCUGCACCUAGAUCAAAUGGAGUCGAACCUGUUUCGGAUAGUAAGAGAAUUCAGGAUGCCCUCCUAAUUGCUGAAGCUAAAAAGCAGAAAGACUUGUUAAAUCAGAGCAUGGAAGAACAAGCUCUCGAAGCUGAUCGGAAGAAUCGCGAUGCGCUGAAAAAGAAGCAGUUAGGCGAGAAUCAGAUGAUUGAAGAAGAAAAACGUCGCAAGCAGAAAGAAGCUGAUGACAAAAGAAUUGCCGAUGAAAUCAAAAUUGCUGAGGCAAGAAAAGAAAAAGAACUCUUGAAUAAGAGCAUGGAGGAACAAGCUCUUGAAUUUGAUCGCCGAAAUAGAGAUAUUCUCAAACAGAAACAAGACACGGAGACGGUUCUGAUUGAAAGAGAAAAAUCCACAAAACAGAAAGAUGGUGACGACCAACGUAUCGCUGAUGAAAUAAAGAUAACUGAAGCACGCAGGCAGAAGGAACUGCUAAACCGAAGCAUGGAAGAACAAGCUAUUGAAAAUGACAGGAAGAGAAGGGAAAUCUCUCAGAAACAAGAAGUUGCCAAGGAUGAUGUUGAAAAAGCUAGAGCUGAUCAGAGGAUUAUUGCUGAGGCUAAGAGAGAGAAAGAACUCCUGAAUAAGAGCAUGGAAGAAAAGGCUUUGGAAAAUGAUCGUAUGAGAAGCGAAACCUCAAAGAAAACCCCACUAGACUCUCCGCCUACACCAGGUGGAGUUGAACCUGAUUCGGACAGUAAGAAAAUUCAAGAUGCUCUGCUGAUUACUGAAGCCAAAAAACAGAAAGACUUGUUAAAUCAGAGCAUGGAAGAACAAGUGCUCGAAGCUGAUCGUAAGAAUCGCGAAGCGAUGAAAAAGAAACUGAUUGGCGAGAAUCAGUUGAUUGAAGAAGAAAAGCAACGCAAACAGAAAGCAGCUGAUGACAAAAGAAUUGCCGAUGAAAUUAAAAUUGCUGAGGCAAAAAAAGAGAAAGAACUCAUGAAUAGGAGCAUGGAAGAGCAAGCUCUUGAAUUUGAUCGUCGAAAUAAAGAUAUUCUCAAACAGAAACAGGACUUGGAGCAGGAUCUAAUUAAACAAGAAAAGUGGGCUCAACAGAAGUGUGAUGAUGACCAACGUAUCGCCGAUGAAAUGAAGAUAGCUGAAGCACGCAGGCAUAAGGAACUGCUAAAUCAAAGCAUGGAAGAACAAGCUAUUGAAAAUGACAGAAAAAAGACAGCAAAUGUUAAAGCACCUGAGAUAGCAAGUGAUGGGUUCAAUAAAGCACGGAAUCUUGAAAAAGUAACAGAUGAGUCUAAAAGACAGAGAGACCAUUUGAAACAGAGUGUGGAAGAACAGACCGAGAAAAAUGAUCAAGAAGGUAAAGAAACUCCCAGUAAAAUACCGCUAGACUCGGUUCCUAGAUCGGAUAAAGUUGAUUCUGCUUCUGAUGCUGAUAAAAUUUUAUCUGAAUUAAGAAUUGCCGAAGCAAAUAAACAGAAAGUUUUGUCGAAUCAAAGUUUGGAAGAACAAGUGCUCAAAGUUGACCGUUUGCAACGGGAAGCUCUGGAAAGGAAGCGGGAAGAAGAGAAGAAGGCCAUUGAAGAGGAAAAGAAACGCAAUCAGGUCGAAUCUGAUAAUAGGAAAAUAAUGGAGGAAUUGCAGAAAGCUGAAGCAGAGAAGGAACGCAAACAGGCGAACCAGAGUCUUGAAGAAAAAAUUCUCCAAAUUGAUCGAAUGAAUAGAGAUCUUCUCCAGAAGAAACAAGCAGCUGAGAAAGACGCUGCUGUAGAAAGAAGUGUGCAUGAACUGAAAGAAGACGAAAACCCUUUUUAUGCUGCUGAUGUUGAAUCGCCUGAAAUUACCCAGCAACGAGAAUGUCUCGAUCAAAGUAAGGAAGAACAUGUUUUAGGAAUGGAAGAGAUAGUCAAGGAAAGUGCUUCAAAACUAGGACAGGAAUUAGAACCACCUGAAAUAGAAGAUUUAAAACAGACUCGCCAGUCGGAAGUUCUCGAAGAAACCACUGUUGGAAUGUCCGAAGCGAACAUUCGUUCCGUGGGAAGUGAGGAAAAACCAGCAAUUGGGGAGGAAGAAAUAGAAUUCACAGAUGAAACGGAGUCAAAGCGCAAUGCUUCUCUUCUGCCUGUAACAAGUGAAGAAGUUCCUAAUUAUGUUGGCCCAAUAGGUCCUCCCUUCAUGUUGAACGAUGAAGCAGAUUCAGGAGAAACUCAACACGAGUUGGAACCCUGCUUUACUGGAGAAAAGGAUGAAGCUGCUUCGGUUGUAGAAUCAGAAAUACAAACUUCCUCGGCUAUCAACAAGACAGAAAAUACUCCAGUAUCCAUCCCAAAUUCGAAACAUCUGGCUUCUGAUGACGCAGAAGCUGGCCAAGCAACCGAGAAAGUGCCUAACUCUAAUCUCGCAAUGGUAGACACAAGAAAUGAUAACCGGAAAAUAGAAGAUGAGCUUAAGCAAACAGAAACUAGAAAACAAAAAGAACUUUUGAACUAUAUGUUAGAAGAACAAGCCCUUGAAAUAGAUAGAAAGAAUCGAGAAAUUUUAAAAGAUGAGGAGGAGAAUACACAACGACUUGCUAACGCUGAACGAGAGCGUGCCCAGACGGAAGCUGACAAAUUAAAAAUACGUGAAGAAAUGAAAAUCGCUUCAGAGAAAAAAGAAAGAGAACUCUUGAAUAAGAGCAUGGAAGAGCAAGCUCUAGAAUUUGAUCGUAGGAAUAAAGAUAUUCUGAAGCAGAAAGAGGACUUAGAGAAGGUUCUGAUUGAAAAAGAAAAAUUGGCGAAACAGAAGCGUGAUGAUGACCAACGAAUAGCUGACGAAAUGAAGAUAGCUGAAGCACACAGGCAGAAGGAAUUGCUAAACAAAAGCAUGGAGGAACAAGCUAUUGAAAAUGACAGGAAAAGCAAGGCGAUCACUCGAAAAGAAGAAAUUGUAAAGGAUGAUAUCGAGAAAGCUAAAGCUGAUGAGAAGAUUAUUGCUGAGGCUAAGAAAGAGAGAGAACUUUUAAAUAAAAGCAUGGAAGAAAAGGCUCUAGAAAAUGACCGAAAGAGAACAGAAACGUCAAAGAAAACCUCCCAUGAUUCUGCGUCUGGAUCAGAUGGAUUGGAACCUGUUUCAGACAGUAAGAGAAUUCAGGAUGCCCUCCUGAUUGCUGAAGCUAAAAAACAGAAAGACUUGUUAAAUCAGAGCAUGGAAGAACAAGUGCUGGAAGCUGAUCGGAAGAAUCGCGAAGCGCUUAAAAAGAAGCAGCUAGGCGAGAAUCAGAUGAUUGACGAAGAAAAACGUUGCAAGCAGAAAGAAGCUGAUGACAAAAGAAUUGCCGAUGAAAUUAGAAUUGCUGAGGCAAAGAAAGAAAAAGAACUCCUGAAUAAGAGCAUGGAGGAACAAGCUCUUGAAUUUGAUCGUCGAAAUAGAGGUAUUCUCAAACAGAAACAGGACUUGGAGAAGGUUCUGAUUGAACAAGAAAUGGCGAAUAAACAGAAAGAUGGUGAUGACCAACGUAUCGCUGAUGAAAUGAAGAUAACUGAAGCACGUAAGCAGAAGGAAUUGCUUAACAAAAGCAUGGAGGAGCAAGCCAUUGAGAAUGACCGGAGAAAACGCGGACAUGGAUUGAAUAGGUCCGAUCAACCGAAUUCAAAUGAAAAGUACAAGCAAGAACCGUCAAUCAAGAAUGGAUUAGAUGUGAAUGUAGAGUCUCAAACCAGAGUAAAAAUUAUCGAAGAAAUGAAAAAACCUAAAAAUUUAGGUGAACGUUUACUUGGGGAAGCUAAUGAAGGAACGGGAACCAUUACAGAAACUAUUGAUACAAGUUCGACUACACAUGGAAGUAAAUCUUCUGAAAUAUUUGAUCGGUCGGUGGAAAUGAGGAGCAGCGACGACGAAAAAAUUAAUUUAGAACUCAUGAAAAUCGAAGAAAUGAAAAGAGUUGCUGACGAGAAAAGAGCUCUCGAGGAAGAAGCCAUUAAAGCUUCUAAACUCGCUCAAGAGGCCGAAAAAGAGAUGAUCGAAAAAGCUCGUGUUGAAGAAGCCAAUCGGAAAGCGGAACAGCAGAGACGUAUCGACGAAGCUAUCAUACGCGAAGCUGCUGCUAAAGCUGACCAAGAAAAGAAACUUGCUGAUGAAAAGAGAAUCCUGACUGAGAAAGUUCUUGAAGAAGACAGGAAAAGAAAACAGAAAGAAUCUGAAGAAGCUGAACGUGAGAAGAAUCUCGUUGCCAGCAAGAAGGAGGAAACUGUUGCGCUUCAAAAAGCUUUGGAAGAUCGCGAUGAUAAAAUAGCUGCUGCAGUAGAAGAGAUGAUUAUUGCUCAGGAAUUUGCUGACUUUGAAAGUGCUUUGGAUGAAAGAACGGAAGGACAAGCUGUCAAACAAAGCCAGAAGAAGGUAUCUUUCCAGCCCGAUGUUCACGAAAUCCAGGAGGCCUUCGAACCGGAAAUUAUCGUGAAAAAGGUGUCUAAGACCGGUAAGAGCGUCACUGAGCCUGCCCAGAACGUCGGAGAUGACAUGGAAAUUAUUGCCAAAGAAUUAAGAACUUCAGAAGAUGAUAAAAAGUGUAAGGCUGAAAGUAAAGAAAUUGAGGAACUGGCUGUCGCUGCAGGCAAUAAACAGAAAGAUGAGGCGAAUCGUAUUACAGAAGAGGAAAUUGAGAGGGACAAUGAAAGGCAAGCUGUGGAAAGAAGACAGCGAGAUAAUAUGCUUGUUAUGGAAGAAAUGCAGAAAGCUGAGGAGAAGAAGAUAGAACUGGAAAAUAGAAAGGCCCUCGAAGAAAGAGUUUUAGCGGAAGAUCGCAAAUUACAGGAAAAGAAGAAACGAGAGCAGGCUGAACGCAAACAACUUGAAGAUGAAAGAAAGGCACUUGAAAAGGCAAAGGCUGAUGAACUUUUAAUUAAUGAAGAGCUUCGUAAAGCGGCUGAAAGGAAAAAGGAAUCAGAUGAAAAGGCUGCGUUGUUGGAAAAAGUAAUGGCUGAAGAACAGAAGCAGAAAGAACUAGCAAAGCAAAAGAAGAAAGAAGAGCCACCCAAGCCCAAACCUCGUCGUCCGAAAUCACCUGAAGGUGCAUCGCCUGAAGAGGAUAUGGAGCUAUUCGAGCAGUUCCUGGUGAGCUUCAUGGUGGAUGCCCGUGGGGGAGCCAUGCGGGGGUGCAGGCACUCAGGGGUGCGGGUGAUCAUCCCCCCCCGCAAGGCCGCCUCCCCCAUGAGGAUCACGUGUCGCUACCUCAAGAAGGACAAGCUGGUGCACGCGCCUCCCCUCAUGGAGGGGGAGGCCCUGGCCUCCAGGAUACUCGAGAUGGGGCCUCAAGGGGCCAAGUUCUUGGGCCCCGUGAUCCUGGAGGUGCCACACUUCGCGUCGCUGCGCGGCAAGGAGCGCGAGAUCGUCAUCCUGCGCUCCGACAACGGCGAGACCUGGCGCGAGCACACGCUUGAGGCCACGGAGGACGCCGUCCAGGAGGUCCUCAAUGAGUCCUUCGACGGGGAAGAGCUGAAGCAGCUGGAUGACCUGAACACGAGCCGCAUCACCCGCAUCCUGACCACAGACUUCCCCCAGUACUUCGCUAUCGUCACCCGCAUACGUCAGGAGGUGCACGCCAUAGGCCCCGACGGGGGGAUGGUGUCGUCGACGGUGGUGCCCCAGGUGCAGGCGGUGUUCCCCCAGGGCGCCCUCACCAAGAAGAUCAAAGUCGGGCUCCAGGCGCAGCCCAUCUCGCCCGACCUGGCGGCCAAGUUACUGGGUAACCGCGUGGCCGUGUCACCCAUCGUUACCGUCGAGCCCAGGAGGAGAAAAUUCCAUAAGCCGAUUACCCUCACCCUGCCCGUGCCUCAGGCCGCCAACAAGGGGAUGAUCAACCAGUACUCCGGCGACGCUCCCACGCUGCGUCUGCUCUGCUCCAUCACCGGUGGAACAACCCGCGCCCAGUGGGAGGAUGUCACGGGAUCUACGCCGCUGACAUUCGUGAAUGACUGCGUGUCAUUCACGACCACCGUGUCAGCCAGGUUCUGGCUCAUGGACUGCACGAAUAUUCCUGAGGCCACACGAAUGGCCACCGAACUUUACCGGGAGGCCAUUCAUGUUCCCUUCAUGUCCAAGUUUGUUGUGUUCGCCAAAAGACAUCAGCAAGAAGAAGCGAGGCUGAGAGUCUUUUGCAUGACCGACGACAGAGAAGACAAGACGCUCGAGUGUCAAGAGAAUUUCGCUGAGGUGGCCAAGUCUCGCGACGUUGAGGUGCUAGAAGGCAAGACGCAGUACUUGGAGUUUGCAGGCAAUAUUGUGCCAGUGACCAAGUCUGGCGAUCAACUUUCCUUCAACUUCUACGCCUUUAGGGAGAACAGACUCCCCUUCACUGUCAGAGUCAAGGAUCAGCAUGCUGAACCUGUUGGCAGAGUCGCCUUUAUGAGACAGCCUAAGGUUGGGCGAGGUGAUGCUCCACAAAAUCCUAUUUGUAACCUCAACCUUGAAUUACCCGACACUAUUCUACCCGAGCCGGCCCCAUCCGAACCCGAUCUCCUUUCGCUCGAGAAGAAGUACACUUUUCUCUCUAUAAGUAAGGCGGACACCAUCCACAAGGCGGACUUACGUCUGUCUGACAUCUCGAACAUGCUGAGCGGGGACUGGGUGGCUCUGGCCCGGGGUCUUGAUGUCGGGGACUCUGACAUCAACAUCAUCAAGUCCCAGUACCCAGACAACGAUGCUCAGCAGGCGCUCGUUAUGCUCAGACUCUGGAUGCAGAGCGCAGGCAACAAGGCAACUGGCAACGCUCUGGAGCAAGCUCUGCGCCAGAUCAACAGAGUUGACAUAGUCAACAAAUGUAUCUUCAACGUCGAGCCUGUCACCGACGACAAGGAGCGAGCUGUUGCCAAGGCUCAGAUUGACUCUUCCGUCGUCGCCGACUCGCCCCAACUUGGCCGCCGAAAAGACGACCAUGAUCAUGAGGACGUGGUGCCGGGCAGCGCUGUCGACGACGAUCACAAGCAGACUACGUAUCAGGGGAAAGAACCAGCUUCCGACCUCUCGCCCACGUACGAAAGCGAAGAGAAAAAGUACGCGGCCGAAGAGAAAGUUUUCCCUGCCGAACCAAAAACCGUUCAGUCCGGCAUAUCACAAGACCUAGUGGACGAAUUCCUUAAAGAUACAGAGGGAGAGUUUGAUCAAAAGUUCCAUAAGAUCGUCCACGCUCCGGUUACCGAAAAAGUCCCAGAAGAAUACGCUGGUAAGGAAGUCGUUGAAGAAGAGUUCGUCAAAACUAUCGUGUCCAAAGUCAGAGAAGAACCAGAAGAUGAGACCGUUACCACCACGACGAUUGUUCGAGACGGAGAUGCCAUCACUAAAACUACUGUUACUAAAACCGUAGUUGAGUCUUCAGAUGAACCUUCUUCGUUUCUCAGAGAUUCUGAACAAGUCGUGACGAAGCGAACUUUCGAUGACGGAAGCCAGUCAAUCAUUACGACCAAGACCACAGAACGGAGGUCUUUCAUCGUAGACGACGACGACGCUUCGGCUGUCAAAGAAAAGAUUGUCCUGGAACAGCGAAAAGAUGCACAAAUAUUUGAUGAACAAAUGAAGAAGUUGAGUCCUUCCGAUCCUAGUGCCAAGUCCGACAUGCUCCAAAAACUUGGAGAGGAACUUGGCAAACUUGAUGACCGACUUGAAGAAACUUUCAAGGAGAAAAGAAAAGCUGCACAGCCCGAUGAAGAAGUCGUUGCGGCAGCUGAUCGACACUCAGUUCAGGAAGAUGACUUCAAAGUCUUGCCCCGAAAUCAAGGAGGUGCAGCAGCAACUUUUUAUCAGAUCGUCGACACUCCUCCUGCAUCGCGCAAACUAGCUGAUACCGCACAGUCUGGAGGUCUUGAAGACGUAUCAAUUUCGGAGGCUAGUCCAACAUCAACGAUUCCAUCUGAAGUCGCUGAUUUUGCGCCGAUAUCCAUGGAAAAAUCUGAAGUCGUACCGUUGCUUGUCGAAACUAGUGAAGUCGAACAACCUAUCACCGAAGUUGUUGCUGCUGAGACAGCUGAAGAUGAUCUCAAAGCCACUGAAACUGCACAACAGAUUACCGAAACUGAUGCUUCUGAAACUGCUGAAGAAGAUCUCAAAGCCACUGAAACUGCACAACCUAUUUCAAGUACAAUUGAAACGGAAUCAAAAAUUCCACUCGAAACAAAUACAACACUCGCCACAUCUGAGACCACCGAAGAAACUCCCGACGGAGGCUCUAUUCACACUGUAACCACUACCACUGUAACAUCAACUUCGACCAAUGUUCCCGCUACCGAAGAAAUGUUCGAAAACAUCCCAGACGAGUUCACUCAGACAUCUGAGAAGAUCGCUGACGUGCCUCGAGCUGACAUCGCCACAUCUCUGACUACUGCUGACACUGCUGUUCUGCCUCAUGAUUUGAUCUUCUUUCCUAAGUUUGGCGGCACUAAGUCUUACUUCUAUCGAGGCUUUCUUACUUCUGCAGAAACUGACCGUGCCGAGCACACCUCGCGCGACCAUGAGAAGGCUACAGAAAGCGCAGCUGCUAGAAUACUUGACUUAGAGGCGGCGCGAAGCGCUGAACUGGAUAGUACGCAUGGCAUUGGAAAUGGAAAGAAAAUUACAUCAGUUAAAGAUAGCUCAGUCUACUUGAAGGGAACCACACCACAAGCAGAGACGACUCCCAUACCCCUCAUCACACCUCUCGACGAAAGCUUAGAUGAAGUUUUAACUUCCGACCGAGUUCCUCCUACUUCUAAACUAAAGCCCAAAGCCGUCACUGAAGGAGUGGCAUCUUUGCCCUUGACACAUAGCGAGACGAACCGCCCUGAAGAACAAGAUGAACGCUUAAUCAUGAGAGAUUCUCCCAGAUGGGAAGAAGAAGAAAUAAAAAUUGGCAGAGAUCGUGAAGACAACCGUGUUAUCAAAGCUGAGGUCAAGUUGCUCGUCCACACCACUGAGUCCGGGAAAGAAACUAUAGAAAUUCGCAGUAUUGAAGAGUUUGUUGAAGUACCAGAGAAAUAUCCCGGUGGCUUCGGUGAAAUUAUUUCGUCUACUUCUUCGGGCACCGGAGUUUUAGAUCGGAGUGAGGAAAGGGUGUUCACUUUGCACAGAAUGUCUCCGUGUCGCUCCCCGAGUCCUAGAUUCGUUCGCCCUUCAGGCAUUGAAGAAGGAUCAUAUAUAUCUGAAGCCACUCCUGACGAGUUUAAUCUGAUGUCUCAAAUUAGAGACAUCGAAGGCGCACCUACGAGCGCCACGACCAGUAAGAAGAAAACAAAAAAGAAUGCUGAUAAUUUGAUGUUCUGCAAUCCCUACGCACAACUCCAGGAUGAUUAUACGCACGAGCCCGACUGGGAUGACAGUCUACUGACAGGAAGGCAAGAAAGAGAACAAGUAGGCGAUGACGGGCGCGAGUCUCCAACAUCCGAUUCCGAAGAAGAGGUAGAAGGUGUUGAAGAGGUAGAUGGUGACGAAGAGGUAGAAGGUGUCGAAGAGGUAGAUGGUGUCGAAGAGGUAGAAGGUGUCGAAGAGGUAGAAGGUGUCGAAGAGGUAGAAGGUGUCGAAGAGCUAGAAGGUGUCGAAGAGCUAGAAGGUGUCGAAAGGGUAGAAGGUGACGAAGAGGUAGAAGGUGACGAAAAAGUAGAAGAUGAUGAAGAAAAACAUGAUCAUAGUCUAUCUGAGUGUGUAGAAGAGUCUUUGUCGCAUCAGCUUUCGUCCGACGAGGAUGUAUCCGAAAAUCCAUUUGCACUCGACACCGACGUCGACCUUCAAUCCGAUAACGAUUUUGUUGUGAUAGAAAACGCGGCAGCUAUUGACGUAGGAGAUGAAGAUAUUGUUGUUGUGAAUCCCGCAGCUGUUUCGGUUGAAGAAGAUCCUGCUUUGGUAGAAAAAAACACGGCUGAUUUCGGGCUUGAAACUGACGCUUCGCUAGUAGAACACGCGCAUGAUUUCAUUGUAGAAUACGAUGACGACUCAGAAGGAACUGCCGAUGAUGAAAGAAAUGUACAGAGGAUUGUACAUUUCGCGGAUAAUGUUGCUGAAAUACCGGCUGUUUCCGUGUCUGAUGAUUGCGACUACAGUUACCAUUCUGAUGAUGAUGAUGAUGAUGAGGAUGAGGAUAAAAAGUCAUCUGACAAGGCUGAGGGCACAUUUCUAGAUGAUGUCGAAGAAAUAGAAUCAUUCAAAAUCAGUGAUAGAGAAGGGAUGGAAAGAUCCCCGGACCUCAUAAGUCAAGAUUCAAGCCACGAAAACAUGCCCGAACGAGCAAAAAAUGAUGUCGAAAUAACGACCGGAGCAGUGAAUGUUCUAGACAAGCCUAGCGUUGAUAAUUGCUUUUCAUUUGUAGAAAAAGUUUCCGAGUCAAAAUUAGAAGAAUCAACUGAAGGUGGAGCGACCAACAUGAAAAAUUAGGCUUGCAUUACAAUAUUUUUCGUCUUAAAAAAUGACGCUAUUUCAGAAUUUAGGAAUUUGCAAGCAAGCGCUCUGCACGCGAUCAAAAUAUUCAAAAGAUUUUAUGGUGUUUUAAUGAGAGAUUAAAUUUAAUUAAUUUUAUCUUAUUUUUGGCACCGUAUUAUAGGAGUAUCCCUUGUUAAGUGUAUAAAAUUGGUGCGCGAUAAUUAACUGUGUAAUUGGGUGAGAUUUUUCCUUUUAUAGAUAAUUCGAUUAAUUAUAUUUAUUAGAGGCAAAUUGGGCAUGGCAGGCGAUUGUGUAAUAUAAUCUAUUCACUUCUAAGUAUCUAUAUGAAAGCUGCCUGAACUUAUAAUAUCGCUAUGUAGUAUGUGUAGAUCGUUUGAUCAUGAGCAGAAUUUCUACCAUACAAGAUAGUUCGAAUAACUGCACUUGCUGUUCAUUUGGAGGUUUAGGUUAUAAUAAUGUUAGCUCUAUUUCUAGUAUUGCUAGUUACGCUAGACUAUCGUUUCACGCUCUAGCAUAAUAUCGCUGUACGCACUCGUCUGAAAUUUUGAACAUUUUCUUCUUUGAGCGUUCAAAAUAAAACAGAAAGUGUCUUCUAAGGUUUAGAUGUAAGUACCAUUAAUUGGUUAGAAUAUCUGUCAAUUAUCGAUGAAUUUGACUUAAAUUACUUGUCUGAAGAGGAAACCUGUGAAGGAGAAUAAUUUAACCGUAUAUUAGCUUUAUUGUAUUGAAUGUGCUUACCGAGAUGUUAUCGCUUCCAUCUUGGCCGAUUUAUCCGUAGUCAUUUCACUGGUAGCUUCUAUCUUGUCUAAAGUAACCCUACACUGCGUGUAUAUAAUACGAGGAUAAAAAUACUAGUAGGUUUCAUGUCCUUGUUCUGCAUUGCCAUCUUUACCGCUCUUCAUUUUCUAUAUAUUCAAAUUUAUACACAAUCUCCUUGUGCUUGCUCAGAUUACAUUUUACAUUUACUACCGCAAUCGUGGCCUAGACCGUCACUUAUGUCCUAUUUACACCUUUCUUCGUUACCUUAUUAUUGAUGAACCUGAGUCUUAUAAAUAUUUUUUUCCUAUCUGAAUAGGUUUUUUCCCUGGGCAACACGUAUUUGUUUUAGCGCAACUUUAUCAGGAUAACUUUUCAUUUUCUUUCAUAAUUACAACAUUUUAGGCGUUACAAAGGAAACAACUAUGUCGAUAGUUGAAUGAAUAUACUAUGUUCAACGGAACUAACAUUUGAAUGUAACUACAAUUAUUGAUGGUAAUUCGGAUGACUUCGUAGCACACAUUGUCCUUUUCUCGCUUUUCACACCAGUUUUAUUCUAUCUUAUUUUGAUUUAUUAAAAUAUUGGAUGUUUCAACGUUAUUUACCUAACAACAAGCCUUAUGAUUAAAAGGAUAAUUAUAUAUUGCUUUGCCUCCACACAAUUUUCAACCUUUGUUCAAAUCUCUUGUCACUCGGCAUCGUUUCGAAUAAAUGCUUUCCGUGACCUAG
Hyalella azteca is the source of this 13163-nucleotide messenger RNA. RefSeq names its product centrosomal protein of 290 kDa. Bases 60 to 11672 code for a protein of 3870 amino acids. Gene Ontology annotation, molecular function: protein binding. The record is from RefSeq and is a predicted model, not a curated record. Lineage: Eukaryota; Metazoa; Arthropoda; Malacostraca; Amphipoda; Hyalellidae. Gene Ontology annotation, biological process: signal transduction. The transcript has 23 exons.